Molecule: messenger RNA, 3987 nt
Organism: Haemorhous mexicanus (house finch)
Lineage: Eukaryota; Metazoa; Chordata; Aves; Passeriformes; Fringillidae
Gene: DHX9
Product: DExH-box helicase 9
Exons: 27
Coding region: 90-3803 (1237 amino acids)
Biological process (GO): positive regulation of transcription by RNA polymerase II; regulation of mRNA processing
Cellular component (GO): nucleolus; ribonucleoprotein complex; intracellular anatomical structure
Molecular function (GO): 3'-5' DNA/RNA helicase activity; ATP binding; 3'-5' DNA helicase activity
Source: RefSeq, a predicted model, not a curated record
GGCGCCGCGCAGGCGCUGCCGUGCGGAGCUGCCGCGGGCCCGGCGCCGGCUGGAGCGGGUGGCCGUGCCCCGAUGCCCCGGGCUCGGCCAUGGGGGACGUGAAGAACUACCUGUAUGCCUGGUGCGGCAGGAGGAGGGUGAUGCCGGCCUACGAGAUCCGCGCCGCCGGCGGCCGCGGCCGGCAGACCUUCCUCUGCGAGGUCCGAGUGGAAGGCUUCAACUAUGUUGGCAUGGGCAACUCUACCAACAAGAAGGAUGCACAGAGCAAUGCUGCCCGAGACUUCAUCAACUACUUAGUGCGGGUGAAUGAAAUGAAGAAGGAUGAAAUCCCUGCUUUUGGACCAGCAGCAGGUGAUAACCCCACUGGAGGACAGGAAGCAGCUAGAGAUGUCACUGGUUCCAGUUCAGCUGUGGGGGGACCUCUUCCUCCACAUUUGCUUUUAAAAAGUGAAGUAGGCAACGGACCAGGUGCAGCACCUGUAAACUGUGGCAGUCAUGCAGCUCAAUGGGAUCGGGGUGCAAACUUGCAAGAUUAUUAUUCCAGAAAAGAGGAGCAAGAAGGGCAGGAGACCUCAGAGUCAGAAGUGCACUUAAAUGCAGAUGUUCACGGAGGUUGGACCUUGGAAAAUGCCAAGGCACGUCUGAACCAGUUUUUCCAAAAGGAGAAGAUCCAGGAAGAGUAUAAAUACACUGAAAUGGGGCCUGAUCACAACAGGAGCUUUAAUGCAGAAAUGAACAUUUAUGUGAGGCAGCUGGGCAGAAGGAUUUUCAGUCGCGAGCACGGAUCAAACAAAAAGCUGGCAGCACAGUCCUGUGCCCUUUCCCUGGUCAGACAGCUCUACCAUCUUGGUGUCAUUGAGCCUUACUCUGGGCAGACAAAGAAGAAAGGAGAAUCGUUGGAACCCUAUGAGGUGUCGCUGUCUCCUGACUUAGAAAAUCAGCUGCAAAAGACUGUACGGGAACUGUCCCUGGAGAUCGUGCCUUUGCCUGAAGAUCCCAGUAACCCAGUUCUGAUCAGCGUUGGAAAGUUGGCCCAUUUUGAACCAUCACAGAGACAAAGUCAUAUGGGAGUUGUUCCCUGGUCACCACCUCAUUCCAACUGGAACCCGUGGACUGGCUGCAAUAUUGAUGAGGGUCCACUGGCAAAUCUCACUCCAGAGCAAAUCAGCACGGAUCUGAGGAGUGAUUUCAUGUACCGCCUGGAGCAGGAUCAGGAAUUGCAGAGGAUCCAAGAAGAGAGAGAGGCUUUACCUCUGAAGAAUUUUGAAAGUGAAAUUCUGGAUGCAAUCCAUCACAAUUCUGUUGUUGUCAUCCGUGGUGCCACUGGUUGUGGCAAAACCACUCAAGUGCCCCAGUACAUCCUGGAUGAGUACAUCAGAACCAACCGAGCUGCUGAGUGCAACAUAGUGGUGACACAGCCCCGGCGGAUCAGCGCGGUUUCCGUAGCAGAGCGUGUGUCCUACGAGAGGGGGGAAGAGCCUGGCCAGAGCUGUGGGUACAGCGUGCGCUUCGAGUCUGUGCUCCCUCGGCCACACGCCAGCAUCCUUUUCUGCACUGUAGGUGUUCUUCUGAGAAAGGUGGAGACUGGGAUCCGUGGCAUUAGUCACGUUAUUGUUGAUGAGAUCCAUGAGAGAGACAUUAACACUGACUUCCUUUUGGUGGUGCUGAGGGAUGUUGUUCAGAUGUAUCCUGAGAUCAGGGUUGUCCUCAUGUCUGCCACCAUUGAUACCAGUAUGUUUUGUGAAUACUUCUUCAACUGUCCCAUCAUCGAGGUCUAUGGCAGAACUUUUCCUGUGCAAGAUUAUUUUCUGGAGGACUGUAUUCAAAUGACUCAGUUUGUCCCUCCACCCAAGGAAAAGAAGAAGAAAGAGAAGGAUGAAGAAAGUGGUGAAGAUGAUGAUGCCAACUGCAACCUUAUUUGCAGCGAUGAAUAUGGCCCAGAAACAAAGCACUCCAUGGCUCAGCUGAAUGAGAGAGAAACUUCUUUUGAACUCAUUGAGGCUCUGCUGAUUUAUAUCAGGACUCUGAAUGUCCCAGGAGCUGUCCUUGUUUUCUUGCCUGGCUGGAACUUAAUCUAUACAAUGCAGAAGCAUCUAGAAAUGAACCCACGCUUUGGAGGCCACCAGUACAGGAUUUUACCUCUGCAUUCCCAGGUUCCUCUGGAGGAGCAGCGUCGAGUGUUUGAUCCUGUGCCUCCUGGGGUAACCAAAGUUAUUUUAUCUACCAGUAUUGCCGAGACCAGCAUUACCAUCAAUGAUGUGGUCUUUGUUAUCGACUCUUGCAAGCAAAAAGUGAAGCUGUUCACUGCUCACAACAACAUGACAAACUAUGCCACGGUCUGGGCAUCAAAAACCAAUCUGGAGCAGCGGAAAGGCAGAGCUGGGCGCGUGCGAGCCGGAUUCUGUUUCCAUUUGUGCAGCAGAGCUCGCUUUGAGAGACUUCAGACUCACAUGACGCCCGAGAUGUUUCGAACGCCCCUCCACGAGAUCGCUUUGAGCAUCAAGCUGCUGCGCCUGGGAGGCAUUGGGCAGUUCCUGGCCAAGGCCAUCGAGCCGCCCCCUCUGGACGCAGUGAUUGAGGCGGAGCGCACGCUCAGAGAGCUUGAUGCCCUGGAUUCCAAUGAUGAGUUAACACCUCUUGGAAGAAUCCUGGCCAAACUUCCCAUUGAACCUCGUCUGGGCAAGAUGAUGAUCAUGGGCUGUAUUUUUUAUGUGGGAGAUGCUCUGUGUACCAUCUCUGCAGCUACCUGUUUCCCUGAACCUUUCAUCAAUGAAGGCAAACGCCUGGGUUAUGUCCAUAGGAAUUUUGCUGGGACCAGGUAUUCAGAUCAUGUAGCUUUGCUCUCUGUCUUCCAAGCCUGGGAUGAUGCAAGAAUGGGUGGUGAAGAAGCAGAGAAAAGAUUUUGUGAACACAAAAGACUCAGCAUGGCCACUCUUAGAAUGACUUGGGAAGCAAAAGUCCAGCUAAAAGACAUACUCAUUAGUUCUGGCUUUCCUGAAGAAUGUUUGAUGACUCAACCAUUUAACAACACUGGCCCUGAUAACAACCUGGAUGUUGUAAUCUCCCUGCUGGCUUUUGGGGUCUACCCCAAUGUCUGCUACCACAAAGAGAAGAGGAAGAUUCUUACUACUGAGGGGCACAAUGCUCUCAUCCACAAAUCAUCUGUCAACUGCCCUUUCAGCAGCCAGGACAUCAAGUAUCCAUCACCCUUCUUUGUUUUUGGAGAGAAGAUUCGAACACGAGCCAUCUCUGCCAAAACCAUGACCUUGGUGAGCCCACUGCAGCUGCUCCUCUUUGCUUCCAAGAAAGUCCUGUCAGAUGGGGAGCUCAUUCUGGUGGAUGACUGGAUCAAGCUGAAGAUGCCGCACGCGGCGGCCGCCUGCAUCACGGCUCUGCGCGCUGCCAUGGAGGCGCUGGUGGUGGAGGUGACCAAGGACCCUGGCAUCGUCCGGCAGCUGGACCCCGCCCAUGAGCGCAUGCUGAACGUCAUCCGGCAGCUGUCCCGGCCAGCGGCGGCGGGCAUGGCACUCACAGCUGCCAGCACCAGGAUCGGGGAUGGCCCCCGCCCGCCCAAGAUGGCUCGCUACAACAACGGCGCUGGCUCACGAGGCUGGGGAGGUUACACCCAUGGCUCCGGCCACAGGGGCAGAGGCUACGGCGGCUACUCCGGCUGGCACUCGGCGGGAAGAGGAUACCCCGGGAGUCCUGGGGGAGGCUACGGAGCUGGGGGUGGCUGCCGAGGAGGAGGAGGAUUCCAAGGAGCAGGCAGGGGCUACCGAGGAGGCUAUCGGGGAGGGUGGUAGUCAUAGUUCAGUGGAGUCUUUCCACUUCAACAAAAGUGCGUUUCCUUCCCAAAUUCCUUUCUUCUUCUUCCCAGUUUGUAUGCCUUUUUUGGUUCCUUAGUACAAGUACAACUCUGUAAUAUAUCAUGCCCUUAGGGAAUUCCCUGCAAGUUGUAUUAUUUUUAAUAAAGAGUUUGUUUCUGAA